AUGGUGACAGAGCUGUUGGCUAGAGGAGCAUGCCUGAGCGAACGAGAUUCCGAAGGAUGUACUGUCCUGCACAUUCUCGCCAAGCGAGAUAACUCUAACUAUAAAGAAACUGUUAAAUUCCGGGAUAACGAAAUUCCAAACUCCGAGGCAACUAAAAGCGAAGGCAGGAACUCAGGGGAUGAGUGUGUGGCUUGUUGCAUCGACACUGAAAGAGGAGUUCGAUUUAAUUUUUUCUUUUCCAUACUCGCAAAACAAAAUAUUACUCAUCUUGACAUGUGCGACAUAGUAGUGGAUCACACAAAGAUCACAGACAGCUGUGAUAACUAUUGCAACACAGCACUGAUUCUGUCGGCAAAAUACAAUAACUGGGACAUCACAGAGCGACUUGUCAUCAAAGGAGCAAACACGCGCAUUCUGGAUUGUAAUGGACUGUCUGUCCUACAUAUUCUUGCUUCUGUAAAACCUGAAAGCGACAAUGUUUUUUUCUGUGAAAAUAUGCACAAGAAACUCCUGGAGCUCUUGGUCUCAUCUGGAGCUGACGUCAGCGCACGCGACCCAGAAGGCAACACGCCGAUACAAGUGGCUGCGAAGCACGGAAACAUGGACAUGGUGGAGCGGCUCUUAGAGUUUCUAGACAACGUCAACGAGACUGACAGCGAGGGCUUCACCUUGUUGUCGAGAGUCGCUCAGUCCUCGUCUCCCAGAUGUGAGCACAUCGCCAGGCAGCUGGUGAGGAAAGGUGCUGACGUCAACAGGACGUCAUCAGAAGGCAAGUCACCGCUAGCACUGUCGAUGAUAGCAAGUAACUGGCCCGUAACAUCAGUAUUGCUGAAUGUCACUUCUAGUAACAAUAGUAAUACUGCAUUCAAAGAGUACCAUUUAAAUUUGCAUCAGCUUGUAGAAGAGGAGUGUCCAUUAAAUAUUAUUUUACAUUUCUACACAAACAACCACCGUACUGCAGACACGUCUGAAUGGAAAAAUCAGUCUUACAGCUUGCAAUCACAAAGAGAAGAUGGGACUUGGUGGAACGAUUCCUAG
This is a messenger RNA of Pomacea canaliculata, 1038 nucleotides long. RefSeq names its product ankyrin repeat and death domain-containing protein 1A-like. The transcript has a single exon. The record is from RefSeq and is a predicted model, not a curated record. NCBI's taxonomy places the organism in Eukaryota, Metazoa, Mollusca, Gastropoda, Architaenioglossa, Ampullariidae. The coding region runs from base 1 to 1038 and encodes 345 amino acids. Gene Ontology annotation, molecular function: protein binding.